This is a messenger RNA of Plasmodium gallinaceum, 8025 nucleotides long. Its product is annotated as reticulocyte binding protein, putative. The transcript is spliced from 2 exons. Bases 1 to 8025 code for a protein of 2674 amino acids. Lineage: Eukaryota; Apicomplexa; Aconoidasida; Haemosporida; Plasmodiidae. The record is from RefSeq and is a predicted model, not a curated record.
AUGAAAAAAACAUAUUUUCGCUUAAUAUGUUUGGUAAUGCCAUUUGUAAUUUUAGGCUUAAGUAAAAAAGAAAAUGUUAGAGUAAAAUCGAAUAAAUUCAAAGCUGACAUAGAAGAAUUAUCACCUUAUUCAUACAUAGAAAAUAGCUCCAAAAAAAAAAAGUAUUUUGUUAAAAUUCCUAAAAAUUACAAUAUUUUAAAUGAAUACAAGCACAAAAAAAAAAGUAACAAUUUAGAAAAAGAAGCGAAACAACAAUCAUAUUUAUCUAGAAUUAUGUCAUUCAUAGAUUUAAAAAAUUCUUCAAUAUAUAAAAAACAAAUGAAUCCUAUUCAUAUGAAAAAAAAUAAACGUAAUUUAUCUAAAAUGUAUAAUUUAAAAAAAAAAAAUGAAGAUCUAAAUAAUACAAAAAUUCUAUUUACUCAAAUGGUAGAUUCUUUAUUAAAUAACAAUGAUAUUUCAAAAAGCUAUUCAGAAUUAAUUAAAAAAAUUGAUACGAAUUCUAAUUUAAUGAAAGACAUUCAUGAUAAUGUAAGCAUAUACCUAGCAUAUAAAAUAGAUAGUGGACCUCCAAAGCAUAAAAAUUCGAAACAUGAUUUCAUAGUUUCACAACUAGGCGAGUUACAAACAUACACAAAAAAAACUUUAGAUUACUAUAAAUCUGCUAGAAAAGAAGUAGAAGGUAAAAUGAAAUAUAUACAGUCACUUAACAAUAAGACACAAGGAAAUAAAAAAAUCGUACAACUUAAGGAUUUUAAAAGGUUGAUAACUGAUUAUAAUAGUAAAAUAGAUGCUACUAUUUGGGAAUGUACUGAAAAAAACAAAAAACUUUACAUGAAUUUAAAGUAUAAAAUAAAUGGUGUUACGUUUGAAUCAUUUCCUUCUGACUGUGUAAAUUAUAUAGAAGGUACUGAAGAUAAGAUUAAUGGAUAUGAUAUUGAGCAUAGUACUUUUAUGGAAAGUAAUAAUAAUUUUACUACAUUCUCACUUUAUGUAUUAUCGUAUAAAAACAAACAACCAAAUCAAAAAGAAACUGCGAAAGCAUUGAGACAAAUAAUAACAGAUAUUCAUUAUAAUGAAAUUUGGUUUACAGGAAAUGGAGAAUAUAUAAAGAAUAUAAGGAAUUAUUUAAUAACUUCAAUGUCUAAUAUAGGAACGUUUAAUUUUGAAAAUACAGAAAAAAUGAACAAAUCUUUCCAUUUUAUUUUAGCCACCUGUGAACUUAGACUUGCUUACAACAUGAGUUUAAAAUAUAGAGAAAUUUUUGAACUUAAAAAAAAAGAAUUUUAUGAUAUUCUUAGAAAUUCGGAAAGAGAUUUAGAAAAUAUGUUAAUCGCGUUAGCACAUCCUAAGAAUUUGUUAUUAGAAAGCGCACAAAUUAAUUCAAAUUCACAAACUAUAUUAAGUAAUGUAAAUGACAUUAUUAAGGAGAUCUCUAAAAUCAUACAGUAUUUAUCAAACAAUUAUCAUAGUUCAUCAUUUUCUAGUAAAAAAAAUGAACUUAUUAAUGAAUUUUCUAAAAUAAAUGCUCAUAAUGACAACAUGAAACAUUUAGGUGUUAAUAUUAACAAACAAUAUUUAGUUAUAAACACGAAAAAAUAUUUAAUACAAAUGGCAAAAGAUGGAAUAUCAUUUAUUUCUAUGGAUAGGACAGAUUCUGAAAUUUUGGAUUUCUUAGAAAAUAGAGACAGUUUUGAAAGUGAUAUAAAAUUAAUAAAUAGUUCAUUUCAUCAGUUGAAUCAUGAUUAUAAUAAGUUAAGAGAAUUAUCAGAUCAAGUUAAAAAGCUUAAAGUUAUUGUUCUACAAAAAAAUAAUGAACUAAAAACGUUGAAAGAGAAAGAAGACAAAUCUAAAAAAAAUAUUAUAAGCUCUAUUAAGAAUAAAUUAGAACAAAUAAAAUUAAAGAUAAGUGAUUUAAAUAAAAUUAAAAAUUUAAAUGGAACGGAUAAUGAAGAUUUAAAAACAAUUGAAGCAUUAAUUAAUGGAUCAUCAUGUGAUUUGAAAGAACAUACAAAAAGAAUGAAUGAAAUAAAAAAAAGAAUUAACACAGCAAAUAAUAAUUUAAAUAAUGCUAUUAAAUCUGACACAAUGAAUAUUAUAUCAAAAUUUAUAAUAGAAAAAAGUAAAUUGCAUUAUGAAAAAUAUGGUUUAAAUGAUCUUAACAAAAUAUUUGAUGAAGCCAAGCAGAUGUAUAAUAAAAUGGAUAGCAUCAUAAUAAAUGCUAGAAAAUCACAAAAUGAUACAAUACAUGCAAUAAACGAUUCCAAGAAACUUAAGAAUGAUGUUAAAAUUAAAUUAAUUGAAGAUUUAUACAAUAAAAUGAAAAUUUCAUUUGAAAACUUUAAAAGUAUUAAAAAUAAAGUAUCAUUAAAAAUAUCAGAUUAUAAAAAAAAAGAACUAACAUUAAAAAAUUAUGAAAGUAAUAUUAUAAAAAUGAAAAAUGAAUAUUUGAAUAAAUAUAUUGAAGAAGAUAAUACUAACAUUCCUAGAAGUAACAUCCUUAAUGAAGCAACAAAUUUUAGCAAAAAUCAUGCUAACUAUAAAGGUGAAAUUUCCGGACAAAUAAAUAAUGAAAAAGGAAUUAUAAAUACUAUUAAAGAUCAGUUCAAUUUGUAUAGUGUAGUAGAAAAAUUUUUUGUGGAGUUUAAGGGAAUUAAGGUUAUUAAUGAUCUUAUAAUUUUAAAACAAAAUAUUAAUAAAGAGAAAAUAAACGACCAACUAAUGGGUCAUCAAAGAAACUUUAAAAGUAUAACUGAUAUGAUAGAUAAUAGUGUGAAUACCAUCAAACAUUCAAAUGAAAAAAUAGAAAUUUUCAAAGUUCUUAACUAUAUUUUAAAUGUAUCAAAUAAAAAUAAUAAAUCCAUUAAUGAUUUUAAAGGAGAUAUGAGUAAUUUAAAAGAAAAAGUUAAUGCAGAAAAUAAUAAAAUUAAUAAGGAUACUUUAAUAAAUAAAGAGGAAAAAGUUAAUAUAUUAAAUAAAUUAAAAGAAAAAAUAAAUGAAAUAGAUGAUAUAAUAAAAGAAGCUAAUGAUCUAAAUCAAGAAUCAACUAACUUACUAAAAUCUACUGAAAGCUCGAAAAAAACUGUUGAUAAUAUUCAGUCUAUAAAAGAUGGAAGUACUCACUCAGAAGAUGCAUCAAAAAAAAAAAUUAAAAUCACUAACAUAACAGACAAAAUAAAUAAGCUUAAAUCAAAAAGCAUAAAGUUACAAAAAGAUAUUGAAUAUUUAAUUCAGAAUCACAAUUCUAGCAUUGCAAAAUUAUUUUAUGAUCGUGUAUUAAAAUUAGAGCACGAGAUUAAUAAUAAUAUAGAUGAAAUCUUGAAUAAUUUAAAAUCAACAAAGCAAAAUUUCGAAAAUUUCAAUUCGGAAAAAGAUAUGGAAAAAAUAAAAAAUGAAAAUAUCAAGAGAAAACAAAGUGAGAUAGCUCAAGGUAUUAAAAAUAUUUUAAAUAGUUUUAGUUCGUAUGAAGGAAGGUUAGGAGAUAUAAAAAAGAGAUGUAAAAUACAAACAGAUAAAAUUAAAGGAGAGAAUAAAAAUGUGGAUAAUUUAAAUGUUCCUGAAACUAAUAUAAGAAAUAUUUAUGUAGAAAUGACUAAGAUAUCAGAAGAAUUAAAUUCACUUAAAAAAGGGUGUAAACAAUCAAUACAAGAUAUAAAUAUUAAAAAAUUAGAAUAUGAUAAAGCAUUCAUUGAUGAUUAUUUUUUAAGGAUAAAUUAUGAAAAAAAAAAAGCUGAGAAUGAGAUGAAACUAAUUGAGGAUCUUAAAACAAAAGUUGAACAGUUAAAAGAAAAAUUGAAACUGAAGGAAGCUGAAUUAAAAAACUUCAAUUGCGAAGAAUAUGUCAACAGUGCCAAGCAAAAUAAAAACAAAAUACUUGAACUAGAAAUAGAAGCAGGCAAGUUAAAAAAAGAAGCACAUGAUAAUGAAAAUUUAAAUGAAAUUGAUAGAAUCAAAAAAGAUGUUGAAAAGCAUAUGAUAGAUUCUAUAAAUUUUAGGAACAUAAUAAGCGAUAACUUAGAUGAAAUUAAAAAUAUGGAAAAAACUUUAGUAUCAGAAAAUUUUAAAAAUAUUAUGAGUGAAAUAAUAAAUAAUGUUCAAAGAGCCAAGGAAGAAAGUGAAAAAGCAAAAAAUGAGUUAAAAAAGUCGGAAACUACUAAAAGUAUAAUACUAGAUUCAUUUCAAAAUGCAAAAACAUUAAAGGAUUCAUUAAAAAUUAACUUAGAGGAACAUGAUAUCGACAAUAAUAUUGAAGAAAUUAAAAAGAUUAAAAAUGCUGUUUCAGACAAUGUAAAAAUUAUGAAUAAAUCUUCAAUAGAAGCUGAAAAAUACAAAGGAGCAUCAUCAAUUCAUUACCAUAAUGUUAUAAGGGAUAAAGAUAAAAUUAUAUAUCUGAAAAGUCACAAUCAAGAUACAAAAAAAGAAAUCACAGAUGAAACAAUAGAAAGGAUAGAAAACUAUGUAAAUGAAUCUGAAAAUUAUACAAAUGAAGCAGAUAAAAAUGCAAAAGGAGCAGACAAAAAUUAUAAAUUGGCAUCUGAAUAUGAGACCAAAGUAAAUGACAUUUUAAAUGAAUCAUUGAUUUUAGCAGAAAAAAUAAAAUCUCAAAAAAAAAAAAAUGAAAUAAACAAAAAAUUUAACCUUAUAAAAAAUGUAUACGAUAAUAUUGAAAAAUUAUUAGAAGUAUCAAAAAAGAAAUUAAUAGAAUUAAAGAAACAAGCUAAUAUUAUAAAAAAUGAAGAUGAAGGAAAAAGUGAAAAAUCUAUCAGUGCUUUUAUUGAAAUAGAAUCUAUUAAAAAUAAUGCAAAUGUAUCAUUAUCAGAAAUUGAAAUAAUAGAAAAAAGUACAAAAAAUAUUUUCAGCAAUGUUCAAAACGCAAUAAACUCAAUAUCAACUGAACCUAAGAGUAGUGAAGGAAACAUAUCAGAUAAAUUAAAAAUAGAGCAAGACUAUUUAAAAAGUAUUUCUGAUACUUUAGAAAUGAUAAAAAAUUCCGAAAUUCUUUUGCUUAAUGAAGAGAAAAAAUUAAAACAAAUAGAAGAUAAUGCUGAUAACAUGGAAAUAAAACUGAAAAAAAUGAAGAAAACAUAUGAAGAAGGAGUUUUAGAAGAAAUAAAAAAAGAAGCUGAUAAUGAUAAGGACAUUGAAUUAAUAAAAAAUUCAAUAAAUUCAAUGAUUGAUAUUUCAAUUGAAUUUUUUUCAAAGUAUUCAGAAAAAAAAAAUGACAUAAAACCAAAACUAGAGGAUGCUAAGAAAAAAGUGAAUGAAUUAUAUGAUACUUUUAAUGAGUCAUAUAAAAAAAUUGAAAAUCUUUCUAUAAGCGUUUUGGGUCCUGUAACUCAUGAAGAGGCCAAAGAAAAAAAAGAAGAGGGAAAUAUAGAAAAAGAAAAACUUAAAAAACAAAUUGAACAAAUGAAAAAGUUGUUAAAUGAUGUUAACAAUAUAAAAAAUAAUGAGGGAUUAAAAUUAAUGUCUAUUAUGAAAGAAAAUAUUGAUAUCACAAAUAAAAAAGCCAUGGAAGACCAUUCAAAAGUAGAUAAAUAUCUGGACGAAAUUAAAAUAAAUUUGGAAAAUAUUAAAAAUUCUGGUAGUGUUAUCGAGGCUUCAGAUUAUCUAGAUGAAAUAAAAAGUGAAAAUAAUGAAAUAAAUAUAAUUAAAACAAAAUAUUCUUAUAAGAAUGAAGCAGAUAUAAUUUAUAACGAUAUUAUUCAAAUAGCAAAUUUUCUAGAUAUCAAGGAAGGAUCGGGAAAUGAAACUAUAAAUAAUGCAAAAAAAAUUGUUGAAAAAAUAGAAGAAACCUUAAAUGAUAUAAAUAACAAAGAAGACGAAGGUAAAAAUAUUAUUAAUGAAGCUGAUAAUAUAAUUGAACAAAUAAAAUUAAUAAUGGAAUUGAAAGAAAAAAUUAAAGAAUCUAAAAAUAAAAUAAAUGAUGUUUCAGGUAAAAUAAAUAGUUUACAUGAGAAAUGUAUUAAAAUAAGAGAAACAAAUAUUUAUGUUGAAGAAUAUGAUAAUAUAUUUAAGGAUAAUGCUAAAUACAAUGAUUUGAAGGAGCUGAUAAGUUCAUACAAAAAGAAAUCAAGUGAAAUAGAGAAUGAAUUAAAUAUAGAUAUAGAUACUAUUAAUUUUGAGUUUAAAAAUUCUAUAAAUGAUUUAGAGAAUAUAGUAGAAAAUUCAAGGAAUGAUACUACGUCAAUCAUCAUAUUACAAAAGAUAAAAAUAGACAUCGAUGAAAUUAUGGAUAAAUUAAACAGCAUUUAUAAUAAAGCUAUAAAAAAUAAUGCUACUAUUGAUGAGCUAUCAGAACUAAUUAGAAAUUCUAAAUUUGAAUUGUUAGAUUUAAUUGUUACACAUAUUGAUAUUGAAAUAUCAAAUGAUAAAUUAUCAAUUGAAAGAAUAAAAGUAUAUAUUAAUGAUUGUUUUCAAUAUAUAAAAAACAAUCAUGAAUUAAUGACUAGUGACGUCAGUAAUUCAAAUAAAUUUCAUUCAAAAAAUCCUUUAAGCAAAUAUGAAUCAGUUCAUCUUAAAGAUGCAAAUAUGUUCGCUCAGGAUUUCAAAAGAAAAGAAAAAGAUGCAAUAGAAACCAUUAUUAACAUGCAAAAUAUAUUUCCUUUAAUAAGUGAAACGAAAAGUGAAAUUGAUGCAGAUAAUGCAUUUCGAACAUUAAAAGAGCAUCAUAGAAAAUCGAAAGAGGAAAAAAGUGAUAUAAAUAAUAUUUAUAAAUAUAUUCAUGAUGCUAAAUUAAAUGAAAUGGAAGAGAAUGCUAAGAAAUACUUUGAUAUUGCAAAAUCAUUUGAGCAGUUUCCAGAUAUUCAAGAAAAAAAAUUAUUAGACUCUAAAAAUAAGUUGAAAGUAAUAGAGGAUUAUAUAAUAGAAAUGGAAAAUGAAUCAAAACGUAUUGAAUCACCAUACACAGAGGAAUCUUUAAAAAAAUAUAAUGAUAUUUAUGAAAAAGCUAAAAUGGAGUUGGAUAAAAUGAGAAAAUUAGAGGAUGAUAGUCUCAGUGAAAACAAAGAUAUGGAACAGUAUGUAGAUCACAUUUCGUAUUUAAUAGAAAGAACAAAAACAUUACUAAAUGAUACGGAAUCUUAUCAAUACGAGAAUAAUUAUGAAUUAUCAGAUGAAGAAAAUAAGAAAAUAGCUAAUGAAUCAAAUAAAUCUGUUAAAAGAACAAACGAAAAAACAAACGAAUCAAAACGUAUUUUUGAACAUAUACGGUAUAUGAUUCAGAAGAAUAAAGAAAUAUUAUUACAAGAAAAUCAAAUAUUUCAAAAUAUUUAUGAAAUUAUGAAAAAAUUAGAAAAUACAGGUAAAAACAUUAAAAGGGAGUUAGAUGCAAAAAAAAUAGAAAAUAACAUAAAAAGUUAUUUAAAUGAAAUUAUAAGAAUGACAAAUGAUAGUUUAAAUAAUUAUAUUCAUAAUGAAAAAAUAAAAACAAUAACUAAAAAAGUUGAAGUGAAAAAAGAAGUUAUGAAAAAAUUUAAUAAUUCUAAUGAAAUAAAAGAUGAAAUUGUUGAUAUUCAAAAUGAUAAUGAUUAUUUGAAAGAGAGAAAAUCUAAAAUGAAACAUAUAUUGGAAAAAAUGAAAAAUGAGAAAGAAAAAAUGGAUAAAGAAUUUAAUAAUAUAUCAGAAAGCGAUAAUUUUAUGGCAUAUUCAAAUUCUCAAGAAUAUAUAUACCAAGGAGAAAGAUAUAUUAAAAAAUUAAUUGAUGAAAUUGAUAAAAUAGAAAAACUUAUAAAAGAAAAUGAAAAUAUAAUAAAACAGUUUGAAGAUGGAAAUAAUAAGGAGUCAAAUGGUGGAAAUGAUAAAUAUGAAAAAGGUAAAUUUGAUGCUUCUAAUGCUAAAUUAGCAGGAGGAAUAUUUGGUGGACUAUUGUUAUUCUCUGGUAUAUCUUUUAUUGCUUCCAAAAAAAAUGAAGAAUCAGAUCCAAAAAUUGUAGACGAAGAGUUUCAGGAAUAUGAAAAUGACAAUGAUGAUUUUGAUUUAGACGAAAAGGAUAUAGCUAUUGAAGUAAAUUUGUUUGAUGACUAUUAA